Messenger RNA from Acipenser ruthenus (sterlet), 6532 nucleotides. Its product is annotated as transcriptional activator MN1-like. The record is from RefSeq and is a predicted model, not a curated record. The transcript has 2 exons. NCBI's taxonomy places the organism in Eukaryota, Metazoa, Chordata, Actinopteri, Acipenseriformes, Acipenseridae. Bases 1195 to 4881 code for a protein of 1228 amino acids. Gene Ontology annotation, biological process: regulation of DNA-templated transcription.
UGUUGCUGCUUAUCCUGCACGAUGGUCUCACAGUGAGAGCGAGAGAGAGUCUGAUCUCACACAGAAUUCCUCCUACUGGAGGGGGCACAUCAGUAAGAGUCAAGAGGAAAAAAGACACUGAACACAAGAGCUCUGCAAGUGAUCAUGAGCACAUAAGCGGCAGCUGACCGGCACCAGAAUAGCACGGAUAAUAUGAUCAAGGCUCUAUCUACACAGCAGUGGAAAAAUAAAAGCGGCUGCUUGGUGUUUGUUUUUUGCCGAUCAAACAGAAAUAUCGCCAAUUAAAAGACUGGCAAGUAAUAUUUGUAAAUGACUGUUCCAAUUGAUCAGUUGCAAAAUGGAAACAACUGGUCAAGCGUUUUGAGAUUUAAUAAGAACGUUUUACACCAUAAAAAUUAACUGGUUUACAGUAUCGGAGGUGCAGCUUCGGAAAGACUGGGGGAAAGUAACAAGGACGCUUUGACUGAGAUCCCAAGGUACGGACAACGGGGCUUUUGACAACUCGGAUCACCUGGAAUAAAGACUGAAAAUCGGGGCUACAGCAGAAGAAUUGCAAAAGUGUAUUCAUGCAUUGAAGUUUUACUACACAUCCAUGCACUGUGUUUUGAAAUACAAUUUGGACUAAGAGGAGCGCAUAUUACAAAAAACAACAAAAAUAAAUAAACUUUCUUUUACUAAGGGCAACGAAGAUUAAAUACUGGAAAAUACGAAAUUACAGGAAUACUUAAAAAUAAAUAAAUGCAUAAAAAGAGGCUGUUUGUUUUCAUGAUUUUACAAAGUUGAAUUUAUUCACCGAAAGCGGGAUCCUAUUCCUUCUGAACUGUAACUUUGUUACACGGGAGUACUGCACUGGUGGUGUUUGCGUAUAAGGACACAUUUUAAUUUUUUUUUUCAAUAAGAAUAUUACAAAUCAAUGCUUACAUACAAUUGAGAGAUACAGACGUUUGCAGCGCCGCAAAAUGUGAUCGGCAUGGUGAGUUGUUUACAGACACUUUACAUUUAAGAAUUCGUUUAAAACGACUAUUAAUAUUUGGAUUUAUUUUCUAUUAUUAUAAAUCUCUCCCUUCCCCUUUUUAGAUUUUUUUCUGAACUGUGAAUUAUCUAAAUAAUUGCCCCCCGGGGUAGAGAUAUAUUCUGCGAGACCAGCUAUUGCAGGGCAAGCUGGCUGUCAUGCGGUGUUGAACCCGGAGAAGUAUGUUUGGGCUUGAACAGUUUGAGCAUCAGAUCAAUAGCAGAAACGUUGGCCACGGAGAGAGAAACUUUAACCAGCCUGGACUGAACAUGAGCGCCCACUACAAGAACCCGACUUUCCACCCUUCAGGUCCGCCUGGAGCCGUGGAACAAGGCAUGGGCACUUUAAACGAGCCCCCAAUGCUGGGACUGAACAUGAACCUAAACGGGGAGCAGUACGGCUUUCACCCCAGGGGACAUUCUGAAAUACACGCAGGGGGGCUGCAGCAGCAACCCAUGCACGGCUUUUUUAACAACCAGCAACCUCAUCACGGGCACCCUCAUGGCCACCACCCUCAUGCCCACCAACACCACCCCCACUUCGGGGGCAAUUUCAGUGGACCUGAUCCCAGUGCAUCUUGCCUGCAUGGAGGUCGACUUAUGGGCUACAACAGCAGCAGCAUGGGGCCCCAGCAGGGCUUUGCGGAGGGUUUUGACCCCAUGGCAGAAAAUCAAGGAGCAGGAGGUGAGGGGUUUGGGCACCAGCGGCCGAAUAAUAUGCCUGAGUUUCAGCACCAUAACUCCCAAGCCACCAACCACGCAGUCCCGGCUCCUUGCCUCCCGUUAGAUCAAUCACCAAACCGGGCUGCCUCAUUCCAUGGCGUUCCGUCCACCACUUCAUCGGAUGCCCACAGUCUUGAGCAGCGGAGAAUGCCUGCUCAAGCUGGUGUGGAAACCUUGGAAUACAGUUACCCCAGCGAGACCCCUUCAGGACACUUUGAUAUGCCAGUGUUUUCCCCAUCAGAAUCUGAUGCGCAGCUUCCUCACUACGGGGCUGGCAGGCAGGUACCCGGUGGCAACUUUCCUGGCAAUCCAGCUAUGCCAAGAGCACCAGGCAUGCCAGGCAUCUCUAAAGUCCACCACCAGCAGCAGCAUGGCGUUUUCUUUGAGAGGUUUGGAAACACUCGAAAGAUGUCUGUGGGAAUGGAGCCUGGCAUCAACGCAAGGCAUCCAUUGAUGCAGCAGCAGCAGCAGGGGGGCUUGCUGGCCAGGCAAAACUCUUGUCCUCCAGCCAUCCCUAGGCAACCGCCUACCGAGGCCAGUGCUCCUAACCCUAACCUGCAAGACAACGGGGUGAUGAUGCCAGGCCAACAUAACCAGUUUGAAUACCCCAUUCACAGACUGGAGAACAGAAGUAUGCAUCCUUACAGUGAUUCUAUGUUUAAUAUGCAGCAGCAGCCACCUCAGCAUCCACCAAACCAGAGACUGCAACACUUUGACACUCCCUAUUUGAAUGUGGCAAAGAGACCGAGGUUUGAUUUUCCAAAUAACCACAACUCUGAGAACUGUGCUACUUGGAACAGCAACAUGCACAACCCGCCGGGCAUGGAAAACCACUUAUCUCCAUCUGCCUACCCUGGUCUUCCUGGGGAGUUUACCCCUCCUGUUCCAGAGGGUUUCCCACCAGGUCCCCCUCUGCAGCAUGCAGGCCCCGAUCAGCAGUCUUUGCAGCAACGCCAAAAUGCAGCAAUGAUGAUUAAACAAAUGGCUUCCAGAAAUCAACAGCAAAGAAUGAGGCAGCCUAGUCUCCAGCAGUUGGGUCACCAUGGAGAUGUCAGUCAAAACAGCAUGGUGCAUGGAGGCCAAGUGGGAAAUAUGCCUCAGCCAAAUUUUGAAAGGGAAAGUGGGGGAAGGAUGGCGAACUUUGAUUCCCAGAACCCCCACAUGGCUCAGGAGAAUACCUGGUUUCCAGGCCCCCACCCUCCUGGAGAAAUGCUCCAGCGCAGGAUGGGCACCUCCAAUGUACCGGGGGAGGCCAGCCCACAUGAAAUGAAUAUGCAGCAGAAUGGCUCAAAUAUGCUCUUUCGGCCUGGGGUCAAUGGAAUGGGCAUGCAAGAACCUAUGAGGAUGCCAGGAGAUGGACAUGUACAGGCUUUGCAUUCCCCUGGCAUGCAGUUUGGAAAUAAUAUGGGCAACCUCUCCCAGAUGCAGUCUCCCGGGGCUGGGGUUGGGCUCCCAAAUGCACCAUCAGACCGAAGACCCCCGGACUUCCCCACGCCCCCUAUGGGGGCACAGUCGGGUUUCCCUUUCAGUGGGGCAAACAGACCAGGAGCUCCCCACAACAACCCCCCAGGUGUGAAUGCUUCCCCAGGCAACUAUCCUCCCCAAUCUGAGUUUCAGCAAGGCCAGCGCUCCUCUGUUAGUAAGUUGGGGGCACUUUCGCUGGGGUCAUUUAGUAAGACCAAUGCAAAAGAUAACAUGUUUGGACAGAGCUGCUUGGCUGCCCUUUCGACAGCCUGCCAGAAUAUGAUUGCCAGUCUGGGUGCCCCUAACCUCAAUGUUACAUUUAAUAAGAAAAGCCAAAAUGAAGGCAAGCGAAAGCUGAGUCAAACUGAGCAGGACAUAAAUAGCAUGAAUGCUGGAGCCACUGGCAACAGUAGCAGUGGGCCUGAAUAUUUCCAGAGCGGUGCCUCUCAGAACAGUCAGAUGCCUGGCGCUGGGAAUAGUAACAGCAAGCCCUCAGGUCAAAGUGGCACAAGUCAGCCUACCCAAGGGGAAGCUAACCUCUCCCCAAACUACAAUAUGGACGCUACCCCAGCGAACGAAGGGAAGUCGGUGACAGGGAGUGGGAGUGGGAGGGGGAGGGGGAGAAGAAAAAGGGACAGUGGGCAUGUGAGCCCAGGAAUUUUUUUUGACAAAUUUUCCUCUGACUGCGGGAACCCGGUAGUAAGUCCGGGGCAGCAGGGCCCACCAACAAGUGCUGUAGAGCGGGGUGGUGGAACCCCCCAUGAUAAGCCUCUCACAUCCCCCUCCUGGGGAAAGGGAAGUGACUUGCUGCUUAGCGACCAGCCGGACCUCAUGUCCUCUUUGGACAGUGGGAUUCAAAGUGUAACAAAAUCGGACAGUAGCUCACCUCAUGUUGAUUUUCCAGAUGAUGUGAGCACAAAUUAUGGCAAUGAAGAUGAGGUGUCUUCUAGCUCAGACAACAACAUAUCCAAACCUAACAGGAGCCCCUUGGUCACCAGCUCCCCAAAAAUACAGAGAGGUGACCAUGGACUGCUUAACGGGCAGAAACAAAUGGGUCUUGGUAUGCUAAAUAACACUACCUCUACCCCAGACAGCUAUGGGCUCAGUAGCACUGGGGGCGGCCACCCUGGUACACCGGGCAUGGAGCAGGUCCGCACCCCGUCUAGCACAUCGACGCAGGAUGAGAUUCACCCUUUAGAGAUCCUCCAAGCACAGAUCCAACUCCAGAGGCAACAGUUCAGCAUAUCAGAAGACCAGCCUCUUGCUAUGAAGAACAAAAAGCCAGACUGCCCCAGCCAGAACGGGGAUAAUGAGUUGGUCAAUUGUGUCACGGACAGUGGCAAAAACGCAAUGAGCACUAUUGACCUUGACUCACUGAUGGCAGAGCAACAUGCUACCUGGUAUAUUCCCAAUGAUAAGUCCUUGAUGGAGGGCCAGGAGGAUGACAAAUCCAUGGCACCAUGGGAAAAGACAAAACCUCAGAAUAACAACAAAGAAGCCCAAGACCUACCCCAGAACAAACCCUCUGCAGCGGGCCAGAAUGGAAGCCAUGUUCAGUGUCUGUCGGUCCACUGUAACGAAGACAUGGGCGAGUCGAAGGGCCGGACACCAGUGCCACCCUGGAGGUCACUGCACUCAGACAUCUCCAACCGCUUCGGGACCUUUGUGGCAGCGCUGACCUGACUAAAAUGACUCUUUUUUUCUAAAAAAAUAAAAAUAAAAAAAGAAAGAAAAGCAAAUGAAUACAAAUAAUAAGAAGAUGGACGCUACGGUCAGGUGGACUUUUCUAACUGCAGAGUGGCAUAAAGACCCGUUAACCUCAACAUUUUUUUUUUUAUAUAUAAAACAAACAAACAAAAAAAACUUCUACCACAGUAUGUUACCAGUGUUACGUUUUCAAUUUUUUCUUGGGAUAGCUGGACUAAUAAACCCCUUAUUAUGGUUCUUGGCACUUGAUGUACAUCAAUGUUAUUGUCAAAGGGUGGCAUUAAUAAUGGUUAAUGUCAAUAGGUGCAAGUGUAAAAGAUGGAUGUCCGCUGGUGGAAAUAAAUAAUUAUAUUCAUGUAUUUAAUUAUCGGAUUUAAUUAUCGAUUGAGCAAAGUUGCAUUGGGGGAUUUUUAAAACAUUUCUAAUUAUUUCUUUUUUUAUAUAUACAUAUGUUUGCUCCCCAAGAUCUAUCACUUAAAUACACUAUCGGGUUACAUAAAGUAUUUGUUGGUCAACUGUAAAAUUGCCCAACCUUUUAAUUAUACAAAUUUAUAAGACAUGAUAUUUAUAGAGUUGUGUUGGGUACAUUAUAGCCCUAUUAAAAGGGAGUGUUGGCCAAAAAACAUCUAUCAGCCGUACAUAUCAGUUUUCAUUUUGCGUAUGCAGAAACAUUUUGAUUAUGACUUUAAGGGGCAUAUUAAGCAUUUACUCCUUUUUUUUUAAAGAUCUUAAACACCUGUUAAUUUUCCAAAACUAGAACCAAACAACUAAGUAAUAUAUUUAAAGUUCUCUGAAGCACUUUCAAGGUGUUUUGUUUUUCAUCUUGUUACAUUAAUGUGAUUUGUUUCUUCUUAAAAUAUAUAUAUAUAUAUAUAUAUAUAUAUAUAACAGGAGUUACAGGAAUUAAAGAAUAGAGGAAAUUAAAAUAUGGCCCUAAAAGUUUACAGUCCUGUAUGGAUCUGAAGAACAUAUUCCCAUGUUCAUGAACACAGUGGGGGUAGAACAGCAAUACUCACUUUCAACCUCUUCAUAGAUUGCUUGCCUUUCAAAAUGCAUGGCUCUUUGAAAUGAAUAAUCAAUCUGAUUUGGUGGCUUCAGGGUUCACGUGAGUUCAAGACAUGUAUACCCUUAGUUGUGCACCUGCUACUUAGACAACCAAUGUAGCGCACUGAAAUGUACCAGUCAGUAGUUGUUGGAUUUAGUUAAUUUGGGGUUUCUUUGGAAUAGGAUAAUAGUUUUUUUUUUGUUUCAAAUUAUGUUCUUAUUGCCGCCUGUGUAACCCGAAAACAUAUUGACGUUGUUCACAUAGAAAACCGAUCAAACACUGGUAAUCAAUACUGGCUAGAUAACUCUCUUCAAAAAAAGGUAUCGGUAUUGCACAUGUAAAAUAAGAAAUAAAAUUUGCUGUGUGUUAGGCAAUCUUGUAAUCUUUACAUUUUCUUUUUGCUGAAUUUGAAUUCUGAAAUGAUUGUUUGAAGACUGUGACAAUAACUCAUAAAAUUGAGUGUUAUUUUUUCUUUUUUUUAAAUAAUACGUAAAGUGCAGUCUUCUGUAUUCACGCAUAUUGUAUAUAUCUGUAUAUGUUUUAUUGAGCAACUAAAUAACAAUAAAUAUGAUGUUAAUGGUG